CUGCCUCUGAAAGUUCCGUGACAAUAAAGCUGCUCUGGUUUCCUUUGGAGUCCGAUGGAAAUCUGCUGAAGGGCACCAAACAUUUCUGAAGUGGCUUGGAUUCAGUCGCUGUUUUCAGAGAGCCUGUCCCUGGACUGCUGUCUCUGCUAGGAUUCAAAGAAUCCAAAGUUUCUGGUGGAAAAUGCUGUAAGCUGCGGUUUCUCAGAGUUGUAGUAAGGUUUGUGUACUUUUGGCAAUUUCUGUGCCUGUUGGGUUAACGCUCAAACUUGGGCUUGUACCGCGAGGGGAAACCCAUUGUGGCAGGAGCCAGCAGUUUGUAGCGCUCCCCGGCAGUGUCUAUAGUCCCUGAUACAUACUCCCUGAGUUUUUACCCCGAUUAUUUAAAAAAACCAAUAACAUAUUUUUAGCGUCUGUGUAAGGUUUGUGGACGUUACAAUAUUACUACCGGAGUGCAGGUGGAUUUGAGGUUUUUCGGGGGAUUGUUAGUGGUGGGAGCGGGAAGGGCAGUUCGCGGUGCCCAGGCGCUGUGUGAGCGUGCGGCUGUUGCAUUCCCGCCCGACACGGGCUCUCAUUCGCCCUAAACGCCUCCCGUCCGUGCCGAAAGGGAACGGUGGUUCUCAUCAGGGUUAAACCUCUGCAGCUGCGUGGCUUUCCGUGGUGUCCGUAAGAGCAGGUGAAUGCCUGCCCUGCUUCUGAGUAGCGCUCGGGAAGGAGGUUCCCUCCGGGGGCAGGACGGGCCAGCCCUGGUGGGGACAUGGUGUCUGAAAAGCUUUGCCCCUGCCAGACCCGAGGCUGGAGCUGCCACAGAAAGUGAAAGAUGAAGCCUCUUGUUUUCUUGGUUCUUGUGAUCUGUACUGUAGUCAGCAUGAAUUUGAAGCUCGUGUCAAAAAGAAAUUCUGUUGAUGGUUGCAUUGACUGGUCAGUGGAUCUCAAGACAUACAUGGCUUUGGCAGGUGAACCAGUCCGAGUGAAAUGUGCCCUUUUCUACAGCUAUAUCAGAACUAAUUAUAGCAUGGCCCAAAGCACAGGUCUUAGGCUUAUGUGGUACAAAAACAAAGGAGAUUUAGAAGAACCCAUUAUAUUCUCCGAAGUUAGGAUGAGCAAGGAUGAAGAUUCCAUAUGGUUUCACUCGGUUGAGCUGCAAGACAGUGGUUUCUACACAUGUGUUCUAAGAAACUCAACGUAUUGCAUGAAGGUGUCCAUGUCCUUGACGGUAGCUGAGAAUGAAUCUGGGCUUUGCUACAACAGCAAGAUCAGAUACCUGGAAAAAUCAGAAGUCACUAAGAGAAAGACAAUCUCCUGUCCUGAUAUUGAGGAUUACAAAACAGCCAGUCAAGAGCCAGAUGUGGUGUGGUACAAGGAAUGUGAGCCAAAAAUGUGGAGAAGCGUUGUUAUUCAGAAGGGAAAUACUCUCUUAAUUCAAGAGGUCCAGGAAGAAGAUGGAGGAAAUUAUACCUGUGAACUAAAGUUUGAAGGCAAGCUUAUACGAAGGACGGUUGAAUUGAAGGUUACUGCUUUACUCACAGACAAACCUCCAAAGCCAUUGUUCCCCAUGGAGAACCAGCCAACUGUUAUAGAUGUCCAGCUGGGAAAUCCACUGACUGUGGCCUGCAAAGCUUUCUUUGGAUUCAGUGGAGAAUCAGGCCCCAUGAUCUACUGGAUGAAAGGGGAAAAAUUCAUAGAAGAAUUAGAAGGUCACAUUAGAGAAGGCGAAGUCAGACUCCUCAGAGAACAUCUUGGAGAAAAAGAAGUUGAGUUGACAUUGAUCUUUGAUGCUGUAGAGGAGGCAGACCUGGCUAACUACACGUGUCACGUGGAGAACAGGAAUGGACGGAAACACGCCAGCGUUCUUCUGCGCAAGAAAGAUUUGAUCUACAAAAUAGAACUUGCUGGAGGACUGGGAGCCAUCCUUCUUCUGCUUAUUUUGCUCGUGACCAUCUAUAAGUGCUACAACAUAGAGUUAAUGCUGUUCUACAGACAGAACUUUGGAGGAGAUGAAGCAGCUGAUGACAACAAAGAAUAUGAUGCUUAUCUUUCAUACACCAAAGUGGAUCCUGAUGCGUUAGAUCGUGAUAAUAAUGAAGAGGAGCAGUUUGCACUUGAGAUUCUGCCAGAUGUUCUAGAAAAGCACUAUGGAUAUAAGCUCUUCAUUCCAGAUAGGGACCUGAUCCCUAGUGGAACCUACAUUGAAGAUCUCACAAGAUGUGUUGAGCAAAGCAGAAGACUCAUUAUCGUGUUAACUCCAGACUAUGUUCUCAGGAGAGGAUGGAGUAUUUUUGAGAUGGAAAACAGACUCCAUAACAUGCUAGUCAGUGGAGAAAUCAAAGUUAUUUUGAUUGAGUGUACUGAAUUAAAAGGGAAGGUGAAUUAUCACGAAGUGGAAUCGUUAAAGCACACCAUCAAACUUCUCUCAGUGGUCAAGUGGAAAGGACCAAAAAGCAGCAAACUGAAUUCUAAGUUUUGGAAGCGCCUAGUCUUUGAAAUGCCAGGGAAGAAAAAGGAGGUGGUGUCUCGGCAUCAGGUCCUGGAUUCUGCGGAGCAGGGCCUCUUUGGAGACCUCCAGACUGUGCCCUCUCUCGCCGUCACGGGCACUUCUGCCACGCUGGUGGAGUCGCGGGCGGGUCUGGGCGAUUUCCAGCAGGCAGACUCUGUGCACACGCGGCACUACUGCCGCGGCUACGAGUACGGCGUGUCGGCGGCCACGCUGCCCAUGGCCUCCAUCAGCAACCACCACACGUACUGUAACAUCCCCCUGACGCUCCUCAACGGACAGCUACCUCUCAACAACGCCGUCAAGGACCCCCAGGAGUUCCACAGGAACAGCCCCUUGCUACCUUUGUCGGCCAAGGAGCUCAGCUUCACCAGUGAUAUCUGGUAGAACAUCAGGGCUCUUUGGAGAUGCUUCAUGGCCACCAUGAAGGGACGCCUGUAAAGAACUUACCCACAUGGGGUGAGAAAACCUACUCAAAGCAGCAGCACACUUGUUUGCUUUUCUACUUGAACUUUUUUGUUUACGUUUACAAAUUAUUGACGAAGGGGGCAUUCUUUUGUAACUCAGUAAUGUCCUUCCUGUCUUUUAAUGUACAGUUUUAUUGCUUCUUUAAAAAGGAGGGGGGAGAGAAAAACGCAUCCCGUCACUUCACGGUAGGUUUGCAAUCUGGGACGGAUAAAAGGUCGCUGUGUAUGAUCUCCAACAUCCAUACAUAUUUAAGUAACAGUAUUUGGAAUACACAGAAGUUGUUGGGUUUUUCAUAUAGACUACAGUACAGUUUGAAAUUCUAAUCAUGCUACAAAAAUUAGUAUCUCCUGCACAGACCACAAGGGGUGAACCAUCUUGAAAAGGAAGGAGAAGGAAACCUUCCUGGUAACAUUGUCUUGCAAAUAGUUCUUAGAAGAUGCCCAGCUGAAACAAUGCAGACAAAGCUUUAUCAAUAAAGUGCAUAGUAACAGUUACUACAAAAUAAAUCACCUGCUCCCAUCAGCAUCUCUUCAUUUUAUUAUUGAGGCAUGUUUUAUUCCUAGUCAAUGGUUAGCAAUGUGGUUUUAUUAAACAACUUACUGGAAUACUGGAAGAUGUUUAGGAGGAUUUUAAACAAUUUUUCUGUCAACUACAGAUUAUUUCACAAAUUUUGCAGAUUUUUAAUGACUUUUUCCAAACAGUUGAAGUAUAAAUUUAACUGUCUAUUGGCCAAUUCAUUAAUCUGAAAUUUCUUAAGAUCUAAGAUUUUUAGUAAAGUAAUUUUAUGUAGGAUUUUUUUUCCAAAACCAGUAGUUACAAUUUGAAAUUAACCUUUUUUUGUGAGAACAUAGCAAUAGAAAACUACAGCAAUAUUCAGAGAUUAAGUGCUGAAUUAUUCAGAUUUACUAGUAAGUCUGACUUCCAUUGCAGUGAUAAUCACCUGAAACAGUUUUAUCUCGUGUUUAUCUACCUGCCAAUUUCUGUACCUUUUAAAUAUGGCAGAAGCAGGAAUAUUUCUGCUCUCUGUGUAACUUGUGAAAAGUGAUAUUUUUAAGCAACUGGCAAGGUCUUGCAUUUCACACUUGUGUGAGUAAUCCAUCAGUCAAAUAGGAUCCUGUCAUUUAGCUCUCAUGAAUGGCAUUCCUGCGGCUGGUGGAUGAGAGUUGUUGCACAGGGUGCUCAGCAUCAGGGGUUGCUGCUCAGCGAGUACCAGGGUGUUUCAUGGACAUUUCCACACUCAGCUGGUAAGGGUUGCAGAGUCAGGCUAUGGAGACAGCUGUAUUAAAGGAAAAAGCUCUAACUAAUGAAGGCAAAAGCCAGUUUUGCAGGCUUUGGCAUGGCUCUAAUGAAAACACAGCAGACAUGAGAGUUUCGUCUCAAUAAGAUCUGCUGGAGCAAGUUCCCAAAAAUAUUUUUAAGGCAGGCAACCUUGCCUAUGCUUCAGUAUGUUUUAAACAUUUUUCUCUUUGAUUGCAUGAUUAAAAGUUAGCACUCUGCACUCAGCUGCCUGUGGUUUCAUCAGCAAACAAAUUCAGUAAAUCCUUGACAUUUUGCAGUGGUUCCUAAAUUGUACCCUACAGUCAAAUGGAAACAAACACUGACCUAAGACUUAAAAGUAUCCAGAAUUGGCCCAAAGGCCAUGAAAAUGAUCACAAAUGUGCAAUAAUUCAUAGAGGUCAGUAUUUUUCCAUUGCUUCUUUCCCCAGUUCUUUAUUCUGUGCCCUCCUUCACCAGUCAUUGUCUGUAAGAUUUUUCCUUAGAUUCAAAAUAAUACAUGUUUCUCUCAGUUUUUUCUAAUAUUAUUAUGCAUUUGACACUAACACGGAAAGUAGAAAUGUAGAAAAGAUAUUAAUUUAUUACACAGUAUAGAACUAUAACUUGCUCUUUUGUGAAGUUGAGUUCCAAACAUAGGUGUUUAAUAGACGUAUUUUUCUACUGAGAAAGAAAGCAAUUUUACCUCCAUUAUAAAUAUAUGUAUUUCAACUUCCUCCCAAAAAUUUACAAAAUUUGCACUGUUUUAUAAGUGUUACAGGCUGUGUUUACACUGGCUAUGUUCUUUAAUGCAAAGUGUAAUUAAAAAAAAAAGCAGAAAAAAUCCUAAAUGAAAACCCUGCAUGAAAAGAGCUGCGUAUGUUUAAAUGAAAAGCUGUACUUUUCAUUAUUUUCCUUCCCACAUUACUCUAGAAUCUGAUUAAUUCACAUAGAAUGUUCAGUGAGAUUUUAAACCUGCUAGUUCUGUAUUAAGCAUGCAAACUCAAAAAAAAAAAAAAAAAAAGAAAGAAAAGAAAAAACAUAUGCAGGUUGGUCUGCUUCUUUUAUUUACAAGGAUUUAAUAUUGGUAACAAAUUCAUUUACCCAAUGAUAAUAUGUAUCAGAGCAGUAGUUAUCCUAAAGCAAAAUGCAGUCAUGUUUGUAUUGAGGAAACAUGAAAAGAACAGGUUUUCAGUCCUUUUGCAAAAGCACACUGAGUGUCUGUGUAUCAAUGUCUUUAGUUAUAGAUGCCAAGUCACAAUCUGCUUUAAGAUUUCUGAGUGUAUGUUGAGUACUACGACAAUAUAGACAUGAAUCAGACCUGCCUGUACCCCUGUGCUUUUAGUGUGGGGUGGGGACCUGAGCUCGGGGCCUCUUGUUGACUCACUUUUGUGUAUUGCCAGUGAGGAAUCAUAGAAUUGUUUAGGCUGGGAAAGAUCUCUAAAAAGAUCGACUCCAGCUGUUAACCCAGCUCUGCCAAGCCCACCACUGACCAAGUCCCCAGGUGCCACAGCCACGUGGUUUUUGUAGACCCCUGGGGAUGGUGACUCCAGCACUUACCUGGGCAGUGCUUGAUGGCCCUUUCAGUGAAUAAUUUUUUCCUAAUCCAAUCUAAGCCUCCCGUGGCACAAUUUGAGGCCAUUUCUUUGUGUCCUGUUGCUUGUUACUUGAGGAAAGAGACUGAGCCACACCAGGCUAAACCCUCCUUUCAUGGAGCUGUAGAGAGAGAGAAGGUCCCCUCCAAGCCUCCUUUUCUCCAGGUUAAGCCCCCCAGCUCCCUCAGCUGUUCCUCAUCAGAUUUAUGCUCCAGACCUUUCCACAGCUCUGUGUCCUUCUCUAGACACACUCGAGUCCCUCUAUGACAUGCAAGAGGCCAAGUGUUUCCAUAAGUAGCACUUAAGAGUCUGGAAAAUCACUGUCAAACAGUGAAAUGCAUCCAUCCGUGGGACUUGGGUGGCACAGGAGCCAUGAGCUUGUCCCACUGUGGGAAUCACCUCCAUAGCAGCCCUCCCGUGUGGCAGCAGUGACAGCUGGGUCAGGCCUCAGUGGCAGAAAUGUCCCAAGUCAAUCAUGUGCAAUUCAUCAGCUGAAACAGAAGGGAACGUGGGCAUUUUGUGUUCCCCUGUCUCACCAAAGCCACAGUGGCUUUAUCAGCUGGAUUUAUCAGGGGAGAGGCCAGGACACCACCCUGACUGUGCAGCCCCACCACCCCCAGCUUGUCUGGCUGUGCCUUGCCCAGUGACAAAAGCCACCCGCAGCAAACAUCCUUACUGCAACCAUGGGGGCUUCUGGUUUGGGACACAUUCAUCUUAAAGAUGGUUUAUGAUAAUGUUUGGAAGCUACUGUUUUCACCUUUGUGUGUCAUGUACUUCAGAGGCAAUCGUGAUUUAAAGAGUGUCUAUAAAAUGAGCCAGAAGUUGGAAGCCUAUCCAGUGCUGCAGAGUUGAUGCUCCUAAAGAAUGUUGAGCAAGAAAACAGGGUGAUUGUAAAUUAGGUAACACAGUGAAUAUUGACAGUUCUUAGGGGCUGUGUGUUGGGCUGGUAUUUUAAUAAUAUUCCUUUUUCUAGACAGUAGGUGAGAAGCCUCUAUAAAGAUAUUGCCAUACUCUGCCACCAGGCCUGCUCCAAAACCCAUUCAAGCCAACAGAAGGAGUUCCAUGAAGUCCAGCAGAUUCUGGAUAAGGCCAUAACACCUUGUGCUUGCUGUGUACAGAGGAACACAAAAAAAGGAGAGAGAUGGAAGGCAAGAGACUAAGAAGCAUUUGCUUAUUUAUUCUGUCUGAAAUGAAGCUUAUUUUUGUCCCUGUUUGGUGUGGAUAUGCUCCAGGAUCAUCCAGCCUUGGGAAAGGAAUUUUGUUCAUUCUUUGUUAUAAACAAGAUAAGAACUGGGGAAUAAAUAACAGAUACUUUUACAGGGAAAAAAAUCUCCUUACUUUUAAGGGCCUCUGCUCUCACUAGUUCCUUUGAUUCAGCAGGCUCUCUCUGUUCAUCAAAAUGCAUAAGCACAUACUUAAAUUCCCCUUAAUUCAGGGAGAAAUGGUUUGCUGAGCAGGGUCUGGAAGAGCAGUUCAGUGCCAGAAAUCAGAGCAUUCAGCAGCCUUUAGAGCUGAGCCCUUCUGGAGAGCUCUGAGCGGUUCCCAGUGUGUGUCCGAGCAGAGGUGAGAGGAGCUGCCCGAUCUCACAGCCCUGCUCACAGCAGGGAAAGCCUCAGUGGCCCUCAGCCUGGCAGUGACACCACGGGGGAACUCCUCAUGGGUGGAGAACUGAGGUUUGCACUGGGUCCCAGUCGGGCAACUGGGAGCUCACGCCCUGGGAGGGCUUGGUUAGAGAUCCUGUCUGCAGGACACCUCCACAUCGUGCAGAGCUGCUGCCUCCUCUCUUGGGCACUCUCUGAGGUUCCUGUGGGCCUGCAGAGCUUCUGGGACUCAAAGAAAAUAAAAGUGGAGAAUGUGAAUAAGAGAGAGGAAGAGGAGAGCAGUCAGAGUCCAAGGGUUUUUCCAGGCAGGAACACGGAGUGAAAAAGGGAAUGGCAGCUCUUGUAUGAAUGCAUCAUGUUUGUCCACUCUUCAAAGGAUGCUGUGUGAAGUUCCCCAAAAAGAUGUCAUUUCUUGCCAGCCCACUUGCUUCAGAACCCUUGUCUUGAUAAUUUUAAAAUGAAAAUUUCAGGUUUUGUUUGGAUGGGAAUUUCUUGGUUUCAUCCACAGGGAAAAAAAAAAAAAAA
Messenger RNA from Motacilla alba alba, 7931 nucleotides. It is a transcript of the gene IL1RAPL2, whose product is annotated as interleukin 1 receptor accessory protein like 2. NCBI's taxonomy places the organism in Eukaryota, Metazoa, Chordata, Aves, Passeriformes, Motacillidae. The coding region runs from base 818 to 2878 and encodes 686 amino acids. The transcript has 11 exons. The record is from RefSeq and is a predicted model, not a curated record. Gene Ontology annotation, biological process: signal transduction.